AACGUGUGAAAGAUGUAACUGUCCAACGACGAUAUUUCAAUGCUUUUUAUAGCGCAUAUUAUUGCAAGGAAUUCAUAAUUCGACAAUCUCACACCGUAAUUGAUACAUUUGUAUUGAAAAUCAAACAGAAACGGGGGGAAAAACUCCAUACAAUUUCAACACUCCACGUAACGAAUUCAUAGUCAUGACAUGUGCAUGUCAUCUUCGGCAUAAAUUGUUGGCCUUGUGAGUGAGUUCAAGGGCACGGGCAAAAAUUUGUAAACAUGACAACCAGAAUGUGAUAUUUACAUUAUAGAAUUCUAGAAAACACGAAUUAUUCAAUAAGUUUGGACAUAGGAGACAAUAUAAGUAUGGACACAUUUACUGGUAAUGUACAUACAACAGACUGGCAGCUAUCAAAAGAUAAUGUUUCAGAGAGGAUUCGUAUGUUGCACAGUACUUCGCAAUGGAGUGACUGUUCUUUCAAAGUGGGUUCACAAACUCAGUCACAGGUUUUUAGAGCACACAAGCUGAUAUUAGCAGCUUCCAGUCCUGUGUUCGAAGCCAUGUGUUAUGGACCUCUGGCUGAGGAAGCAUGUGUGAAGAUCCCUGAUGUGGAGCCAGAAGUCUUCAGAAUUUUACUAGAGUACAUUUACACUGAUGUUGCAAGUAUUUCAUCAGUAGAUGAAGCAGCUGGAGUUUUGUAUGCAGCAAAAAAAUAUAUGUUACCUCAUCUUUGUCAUACUUGUCACAAUUACAUAAUAGAUAAUUUACGCCCUAGUAAUGCAAUGAGUAUUUUUGAAUUUGCAAAUGAAAUAAAUGAGGAGCAGCUUCUGGAGCCAUGUAUCAAGGUGAUGUGUGGGCAUACCAAAGAAGUCCUGAAAUCUGUGGAUGGUCAUAUGUCUUCACAUACACUUAAUGUACUCUUGAGCCAGCACAAAUUAAAUAUUAGUGAAACGGAACUGUUUGAAACAUGCAUUCAGUGGGCUGAAGUUCAGUGUUCAGAGAAAGGAUUAGAAAGAACUCCUGAAAAUAUGCGUGCAAUUUUGAUGAAAGCUGGUGCACUUUCUAAAAUACGAUUUCUGUCUCUCACUGUACAGGAAUUUGCAGAAGGCCCAGAGUCAUCCGGCAUUUUAACUCCAGAAGAAAUAGCUGUUUUAAAAGCAGUUAUUUUGGAAAAACAUGGUGACCUUAUUCCAUUACCAGAAGGAAUGUGCAAUGUUCCAUAUUCACGAGAUAAGAUAGCAAUAAAACAGUUUUAUUGUGCUCGUAAGUUUUUAAAGACAGCUGUUACAAUUUCUGGGCACAUUAGACUUCUAACCAAAGUACUUGUUGAUAAAUAUGUGAAGGUGAGUGGAAUAAGAGUUUUCACUAGGCUUGUGCCUCAGAGUGAGUUCAACUUGGCUCAUGGGCUGCCUCGAGAGUACCGUGAAAACUUGGACGUGUCUGUACUUGACCAACAUGGAACUGUACUCAGUAGGACUCUUUUUACUGAUGUUGUAGAAUACAAUACAUUGUCAACGGUAAAUUUUGAAGAACCAAUCGUAUUCAGCAGUAACAAAGAAUAUAGUAUAUUAAUGGUGCUACCUUGUCUGAGAGGAGAUGUUCAUGAGUAUCCACUGAGUUUCAUGUCACAGACUGAAAAGAGUCGAGGUAUUGAGUUCAGAUUUUUUGAUCAUGCUGAUAUUGAUGGCAAUGGUACCUUUGUAAGAAGGUUAGAUAUGGGAUUUGUAGAUGCAAUUGUUUAUUCAGUUUGAUACUCCAGAGCUUUCUUCCUCAGUUGCGUGUAAUAUUACAGUAUAUUUAUAAUUUUUACUUAUGGACCGUCUGACAGCAACUGAAUAAAACAUAACUUUAGUGCCAUAUGCGUUUCGGCUUUAUUUUCUGCAAGGCAUCAUCAGUGGCAGGUUGCGUGGACAAUUUCUUACAUAUUACGCUCCUGUUGCAUUUUUGGUGUUGUUGUUCUUGUUAGGAAUGCCAAUUUGCAGUUUUGUGUUUUAUUCUGUUGCUGUCAAACGGUCCAUAAGUAAAAAUUAUCAAUAUACCGUAAUAUUAGCAGACUUAUUUGUGACUACUUAAUACUAUCUCAUUGUUUUUUUCCUAUUUUUCUUUGCCACUUAUUGGUUUAAAUCUAUGAAGAAUGGUUGCUUAUAAGAGUGAAAUUGUAUGACAUCAAUUCCUCCUUACAAGCAAUGAUUUAUUUUUGUUGACCACUUGUUAUGAUAGUAUUUUCUUUCUCUUUGCUCAUUAUUGGUAUAAAAUCUAUGAAGAAUGGGUAACUAUGAGAAUGAUGUUUUGUGGCAUCAGUAUUUUCUUCUCUGCAAUGAGUGUUUUCUUCUUAUUCUUGGAAAAGAAUAGGUUUUUUCAUUUUCCAGAUCUCCCUCGACCCCAUACUCCCAAUGUUGUGUGUCUCCCAGUUGUGUGUGUGUUUGUGUAAAGCACAUGCAGUCAUAAUUACCAUUGUACAUUUGUACAAUGAAGUAAUCCAAAACCUUGACAUGUACAAAUGAAAAUUAAUUUAAAACAUUUAGGUAAAGCCAAUUUUACCUAGAUUUUACUUCUUUGCGUCUGUACAUUAAAUGAAAUUUUGUUAAAUGAGGCAUAUGUAAUAUGUGAAGUAGUUGAUAUAACAGUUGUGAAUGAAAUACAUGUGAGAUAAAAGAUUUGUUUGUUCAGAACAUAGACAAAUAUGUUCUAAUUGUUAAAAGGAAUGUAAUGAUCUGUUAGUCAGACAGUUAGCAGAAGCAAACAGUACUGGCAUCCUCAGUGGCAGAUAGAUGUAUGAAGGAAGAAGAAACUUGAUGCAAAAUUGGAAUACACACAUUUUGAGUCUACCAUUUUCAUAACACAGUGGUAUUGGAUAGAUGGCUGUUACAGAAAUAAAUACGUGGCAGUGGUAAAAGAAAGUGUCAUUUGAAGAAUUAAAAUGAUCAGAUCAAUAAAUCUGGGAAAAUGUAAAAAAAAAGAAGCACAAAUAAAGGAAUGGAAGGAAAAUCUAGAGAAGCAGCAUGAAGCCCUCAUUCUUAACACCGCAAUGGAAGCACUAGAAGAGAAUGAUGAAUAAUUAAGUUUGAAGUGAGGUAUACGGAAAAAAUGUUUUGUCAUUUGAAACUGCAAUGAGAACAAAUGCCUACAUGUGGAUGCACCUAUAUGCCAUGCUGAUGCAAAAGAGCUCAUUAUAGUUGGCCUUCUCUUCCAACUGUUGGACAUAAACUGUAGUAGGGUUACCACCAUUCAGUGAUUAUCAUUUCUCACAGUUGUGGCAAUAUAUAUUUCUGUACUUUGUUUGUGAGCUUAGGAAUAGUUUUUGUUGUUUUCAGAAGUAGUGCUUAAUGUAACUGAGGCAGUGAUGAUGGAUAUGUUAAGGCAAAUUAAUGUUUGAGACAUGCUCAGGACAUCUUGCUUCUUUCUACUUUGUACUCAUCUAGUGAACCAUGCUUCUUUUAAUAUAAUUUUGUCAUGUCCUACAAAACAAUUGUAAAGUUGUCUUUAGAAUAAGGCCAUAGGCAUAAGAGUGUGUGUGACACAGGCAAGUAAGAUAUUUGACAGAUAGUUUUCCAUGCCUUCUACAGAAAGUUAAUGGCAGGCAGUGGACACCAGUGUACCAUUGCUUCGUCAUUGACAGAAAAUUUCAUGUGUACAAAAUAUGAGGUAUGUUUUUAAGUACUGUUUUGAAACAAAAACAAAACAAAUAUACUUUUCUUAGUAAUUUUGUUUUUACACUAAAGCCUGUAUUGUAAUCCAUUUUUCUACAUGAUUCCCACCUACAUUAAGGUACUUACCAUAUCAUACACCCAGGUUUUGGAUACCUUCAUCGUUGUCGUGGUGAUGACCACUCAGAUGCUUCUGUAAACGUAGGAACACAUGAUAGUCACAGAGGUCUAGAUCAGGACUGUAUGGAGGGUGAUCAAGUUGUUCCCAGCCAAAUGAUCUGAUGAGCUCGUGAGUUUCAUUGGCCACAUGUGAACGGGUGUUGUCAUAAAGCAAAACAAUCCCCUUACUCAGCAUACCAUUCCUUUUGUUUUAGAUUACAUGGUACAGUUUUUUUAAGGUCUGACAAUAUGUUUUAGAAUUUGUAGUGUCACAAUGGAGCAAAUGGCCCCAAAAAUGGUACAUAUGAUUUUCCGGGAUAAAAGUGUUUGUUUGAACUUCACUUCUUGGUUGAUGUUGAAUGUUGUUGCCAAUCCGUGGAUUGCUGCUUUGUGUCAGGUGUAACAUAAGCCACCUUUGUUUUGUCAUCUGUGACACUUUGACUUAAAAGCUUGUCACCUUCUUCACCAUACCACUCUAGGAAAGUCGAAGAAAUGGCUAAAUGUUUGCUUUUGUGCCCUUCAGUUAGCAUUUUCUGUACAUAAUGUAAGCAUAAUUUUUUGAUAAUUUAAAUGUUCAGUAACAAUUGCAUAAAGCACACUUCUUGACACUUAAGGAAACUCAUCACAUCAUGUCAAAAUUAUAAAGCAUCUGUUAUCUCUCACUUUUUCAUUAACUUUCUGUAAAAAAAUUGUCAGUAAUGAGUGACGAUUGCCCACUUCAUUCCUCGUCAUGUAUGUUUGUACGGGCAUUUUUAUAA
Molecule: messenger RNA, 4549 nt
Organism: Schistocerca gregaria
Lineage: Eukaryota; Metazoa; Arthropoda; Insecta; Orthoptera; Acrididae
Product: BTB/POZ domain-containing protein 6-like
Exons: 5
Coding region: 351-1736 (461 amino acids)
Biological process (GO): neurogenesis
Cellular component (GO): cytosol; P-body
Molecular function (GO): protein binding
Source: RefSeq, a predicted model, not a curated record